Camelina sativa (false flax) is the source of this 878-nucleotide messenger RNA. RefSeq lists its product as uncharacterized. Lineage: Eukaryota; Viridiplantae; Streptophyta; Magnoliopsida; Brassicales; Brassicaceae. The record is from RefSeq and is a predicted model, not a curated record.
ACGUCUCUUCUCAGUUCUCACUUGACCAAAAAAACAAAGCUCUCUAAUAAAGAUAAAGACAAAAGAGUAAUAAGAGUGAAGAGGAAGCAGAGAACGAACCAAAAUCAAUGGCGGUUUCCGUUUCUAUUCUCGCCGUCGUCAUUGCUCUUCACCUCCUCGCUUUCGUCUUCGCUUUCGGCGCCGAGCGUCGCCGUAGCACCGCUGUGGCGGUACCGGACCAGUACGAUGAGAAGACUUUUUGUAAGUACGGAACUGAGGCGUCGACGGUGUACGGUAUGUCGGCGUUUGGGUUGCUUCUUGUUAGUCAAGCGGUGGUUAACGGCGUGACUAAGUGUCUCUGUUUCGGGAAGGGUCUUGUUACUGGUACUUCUUACACUGUCUGGGCUAUUGUCUUCUUCGUUGUCUCUUGGGUAAGCUUUUUAGGAGCUGAGGCGUGCUUGUUGGCUGGAUCAGCAAGGAACAUGUACCACACCAAAAGUAAAGGCAUCUACCAAGGGAAAGAGAUUUCGUGUGCUGUCUUACCAGUUGGGGUCUUUGCUGCUGGAGCUGCUUUCACUCUCAUGUCUUUGAUUGCAACCAUUCUUUACUACUUGGCUCAUUCUAAGGCUGAUACUGGUGGAUGGGAGAAGCAUCAGAACGAUGGCAUUAACAUUGGUAUGACUAGUCCUACAGAUGCUCCAAAGCAACAGAACCCAGAUUUCAACAAGGUCUAAACCAGUUUCUGUGUUUGGUUAUGAUGGCUAUGCUUUUAAAGUCGGGGUAAACUAUAAAAUAGUUGUUUGUUAAUUGUUCAUAUAAAACUUAUGUUCUCAAUGUAAGAUUGGUAAUGUUGGCUUAUGUUAUGUGUGUCUUAUAACAAAAUUGGAUUGGCUCAGUCA